GGAAAGUAGGGAAAGUGGGACAGAGGAGAGGGCGGAUGGUGUCGAGCACGCGCCUUUCAGGUUCAUGUCUUGACAACGCCAAGUUUAUCGCUUGCUUCCUUCUCGCGGAAGCGGCACGUUGUCGGCGUGUGCCAGUAUUGAAGGGGAAAACCUCAGUCAAUGCCAAAUUUGGGAAGCGGGGUGGAGGAAAUGGCAUUUCAGCUGUUUUCGCACACCGAGCGCUGCACUGCUGCUGCUGCCGCUGGUGACGCCUGGAGGGAGCUUUAAUAAAGCGGGAUAUACCUGUGUCUAGCAGCUGAAGAUGCUGAAUUCAAGUGUUUUAUUCUCGUCAUGGCAAACGGAACCGGCAGCAUCAUGUUGAAAUGCGUGGUCGUCGGUGACGGCGCCGUUGGAAAAACUUGUCUGUUGAUGAGCUAUGCCAACGACGCCUUUCCAGAGGAAUAUGUGCCCACCGUCUUUGAUCACUAUGCAG
Molecule: messenger RNA, 472 nt
Organism: Danio rerio (zebrafish)
Lineage: Eukaryota; Metazoa; Chordata; Actinopteri; Cypriniformes; Danionidae
Gene: rhoq
Product: ras homolog family member Q
Biological process (GO): actin cytoskeleton organization
Cellular component (GO): plasma membrane
Molecular function (GO): GTPase activity; G protein activity; GTP binding
Source: RefSeq, marked provisional